Messenger RNA from Teleopsis dalmanni, 1194 nucleotides. RefSeq names its product odorant receptor 85b-like. Gene Ontology annotation, molecular function: olfactory receptor activity; odorant binding. Gene Ontology annotation, biological process: detection of chemical stimulus involved in sensory perception of smell; sensory perception of smell. The transcript is spliced from 4 exons. The record is from RefSeq and is a predicted model, not a curated record. Gene Ontology annotation, cellular component: plasma membrane. Lineage: Eukaryota; Metazoa; Arthropoda; Insecta; Diptera; Diopsidae. The coding region runs from base 1 to 1194 and encodes 397 amino acids.
AUGAAUUUAGCGAAAUUUGACGAUUUUGUGCGAUUAUCAAAUUUUUUCUAUAAAACAGUUGGCAUAAAACCCUAUGAGAAGCCGGACACCAUAAAAACGAGUUCCUUCCUGCAGAAUUUUGUAUUUUACGCAGGUACUCUUAAUUUGGUAAUCGCUUUAAUGGGAGAAUUCCUCUACGUUCUGAUAGCAUUCAAAAAUGGCACUAACUUUGCUGAAGCAACCAUGACAAUGUCUUACAUUGGCUUCGUUUCGGUUGGCCUAUUCAAAAUGCUAUCAAUUUGGUGGAAGAAGGAUGUACUCACAGCCUUUGUACGGGAACUUUUAGCAAUAUUUCCCAACACGGCACAACGGCAAGAACAGUACAAGUUGAAUAGUUAUUUACGCCAAUGUACCUUUGUCACGGUUGGAUUUUCACUGCUUUAUAUGAUACUCAUCUGGACAUAUAAUCUAUUUGCGAUGGUGCAGUAUCUGGUGUAUGAGCGUUGGUUGCAGUUACGCUUUGUUGGACGCAUGCUGCCCUAUUAUUUGUACAUACCUUGGAAUUAUGAAGAUAAUUGGAGUUAUUAUCUGCUCUAUGCAGCACUCAAUUUUGCUGGUUACACUUCAGCUUCUGGACAAAUCGCAGCGGAUUUGUUGUUAUGUGCUACCGCCACACAAGUGCUUAUGCACUAUGAUUUCAUUUCGAACUGCAUUGAGCAACACAAAAUAAAUACCAAAAAUAGUGGAAAGGAUAUGCUUUUUCUAAAGGACAUUAUUGCUUAUCAUGAAAAAUUGCUAAAUUUAUCUGAUAUGAUGAACGAUGUAUUUGGCGUCCCACUACUCUUCAAUUUUAUGACAUCGACUUUUGUGCUGUGCUUUGUGGGAUUUCAGAUGACAAUUGGCGUCAGUCCCGACAUGUUAUUUAAGCUGUUCCUGUUUUUAUUCUCCUCUACAGCACAAAUCUAUUUAAUCUGUUACUAUGGACAGAAGCUAAUGGAUGCAAGUAUGGGAGUUGCUCGUGCUGUUUAUAAUCAAAAUUGGUACAGCGCCGAUGUCCGAUAUAAGAAAAUGCUGGUGCUAAUUGCAAAACGUGCUCAAAAGCCAGCUCUACUCAAAGCUACUGUUUUCAUCAAUAUUUCGAAUGGUACAAUGGCAGACAUAUUUCAGAUGUCGUAUAAAUUUUUUGCACUACUGCGUACUAUGUAUUCGAAAUAA